AUGGGUAGAGGACCAAAGAAGCAUCAAAAGCGCUUGAGCGCGCCAUCACAUUGGCUUCUCGACAAACUCUCUGGUGCAUACGCUCCUCGUCCCUCUGCCGGUCCCCACAAGCUCCGCGACUGCAUGCCGCUCAUCGUCUUCAUCCGAAAUCGACUAAAGUAUGCUCUCAACGCUCGCGAGACCAAGGCAAUUGUCAUGCAACGCUUGAUCAAGGUUGAUGGCAAGGUCCGCACCGAUGCCACAUACCCCGCCGGCUUCAUGGACGUCAUCAGCAUCGAGAAGACCGGCGAGCACUUCCGUCUUGUCUACGACACCAAGGGCCGCUUCACCGUUCACCGAAUCCAGUCCGAGGAGGCGGAAUACAAACUUGGCAAAGUCAAGAGAGUUCAGUUGGGCAAAGGCGGAAUCCCAUUCUUGGUCACGCACGAUGCGAGAACUAUCCGUUACCCUGACCCAGCCAUCAAGGUCAAUGACACCGUCAAGAUCGACCUCGCAACUGGCAAGAUCACCGACUUCAUCAAGUUCGACACUGGUGUCAUCGCCAUGGUUACUGGUGGCCGUAACAUGGGACGUGUUGGUGUCAUUACCCACCGAGAGCGUCACGAUGGAGGCUUCAACAUUGUGCACAUCAAGGAUGCCAUAGACAACUCUUUCGCUACGCGUGAGAACAACGUCUUUGUGAUCGGUUCAGAGAAGCCGUGGAUCUCUCUGCCAAAGGGCAAGGGUGUCAAGCUCACAAUUGCAGAGGAGAGAGAUCGCAGACGUGCGCAUGCCAUUGCAGGCCACUGA
This is a messenger RNA of Hyaloscypha bicolor E, 789 nucleotides long. Its product is annotated as putative 40S ribosomal protein S4-B. Gene Ontology annotation, molecular function: structural constituent of ribosome; RNA binding. Gene Ontology annotation, biological process: translation. The record is from RefSeq and is a predicted model, not a curated record. Bases 1 to 789 code for a protein of 262 amino acids. The transcript has 3 exons. NCBI's taxonomy places the organism in Eukaryota, Fungi, Ascomycota, Leotiomycetes, Helotiales, Hyaloscyphaceae. Gene Ontology annotation, cellular component: cytosolic small ribosomal subunit; ribosome.